UUUGUUUCUGUCGUCAAUUUUUUCUGGUGAAAGUAACACUUUUUGCAAUCAUGUCUGGCAGGAAGUUUUUCGUCGGUGGCAACUGGAAAAUGAACGGCGAUAAAAAGAGCAUUGAAGAGCUCGCCAACACAUUGAAUAACGCUAAACUCAACCCAGACGCCGAGGUUGUGUGUGGUGCCCCACCCAUCUACCUCGACUUUGCCAGGUCCAAGCUGAAACCUAACAUUGAUGUGGCAGCACAGAACUGCUACAAGGUUGCAAAGGGAGCCUUCACCGGAGAGAUCAGCCCAGCAAUGAUUAAGGAUUGUGGAGUAAAAUGGGUGAUUCUUGGACACUCUGAGAGACGCCAUGUGUUUGGAGAGAGUGAUGAGUUGAUUGGACAGAAGGUCGCUCAUGCUCUUGAGAGCGGUUUGAGUGUGAUCGCCUGCAUUGGUGAGAAGCUGGAUGAGAGGGAGGCCGGAAUCACGGAGAAAGUGGUUUUUGCACAGACCAAGUUCAUUGCAGAUAAUGUGAAGGAUUGGAGCAAAGUGGUCCUUGCUUAUGAGCCUGUUUGGGCCAUUGGCACUGGGAAAACUGCAUCACCCCAACAGGCUCAGGAGGUGCAUGACAAGCUCAGGCAGUGGAUGAAGGCCAACGUCUCAGAGACUGUUGCCAGCUCCGUCAGGAUCAUCUAUGGAGGGUCUGUCACUGGAGGGACCUGCAAGGAGCUUGCUUCCCAGAAAGACGUGGAUGGCUUCUUGGUGGGCGGCGCUUCCUUGAAACCAGAGUUUAUCGAGAUUAUUAAUGCAAAAGCAUAAAGGGCUGAAACC
Messenger RNA from Rhinichthys klamathensis goyatoka, 809 nucleotides. RefSeq names its product triosephosphate isomerase 1b (gene tpi1b). NCBI's taxonomy places the organism in Eukaryota, Metazoa, Chordata, Actinopteri, Cypriniformes, Leuciscidae. Gene Ontology annotation, cellular component: cytosol. Gene Ontology annotation, molecular function: triose-phosphate isomerase activity. The transcript is spliced from 7 exons. Bases 51 to 797 code for a protein of 248 amino acids. Gene Ontology annotation, biological process: glyceraldehyde-3-phosphate biosynthetic process; glycolytic process; gluconeogenesis. The record is from RefSeq and is a predicted model, not a curated record.